Molecule: messenger RNA, 3027 nt
Organism: Trichosurus vulpecula (common brushtail)
Lineage: Eukaryota; Metazoa; Chordata; Mammalia; Diprotodontia; Phalangeridae
Gene: ATF6
Product: activating transcription factor 6
Exons: 16
Coding region: 101-2101 (666 amino acids)
Biological process (GO): endoplasmic reticulum unfolded protein response; regulation of transcription by RNA polymerase II
Cellular component (GO): nucleus
Molecular function (GO): RNA polymerase II cis-regulatory region sequence-specific DNA binding; DNA-binding transcription factor activity, RNA polymerase II-specific
Source: RefSeq, a predicted model, not a curated record
CGGUAUCUCUCUGCGUCCCGGACAUUAGUCACGGAGUUUCUGGGGAAGGAGACGUGUAGCUAAAGAGGCGUGUGUCGGGGCGCCCGCCGCCGCGGGGGCCAUGGAGCCGCCGUUCAGCCCGAGCCGGCCGGUCUCCCAAGGCCUGGAUGUGGACUGGGAUUCAACCCUUUUUGCUGAACUUGGUGAUUUAAUGGAUACAGAAGAGUUGCAGCUGGAUGUAGAGAAUGAAACUUAUGAAAACAAUUUCUAUAACCUUGGCUUUGAUUUGGAUUUGAUGCCAUGGGACUCAGAUCCUUGGGAGAUUGCAAACCAAUCUUGUGCAGAUAAACAUAUCAAGGCAGAGCCUCAGCCACUUUCUCCAGAUUCCUCAAGCUGUUCAGUCUCUUCUCCUCAAUCAGUGGAUUCUUAUUCUUCAACCCAGCAUGUUCCUGAAGAGUUGGAUUUAUCAUCUAGCUCCCAGAUGUCUCCCCUUUCUUUAUACAGUGAAACCUCCAACAGUCCUUCCUCAUCAGAGUUACUAAAGGAAGACAAGCCCGUCAUUGGUGCCACAAACAGGACUGUAAAUGGACUGACUCCAAAAAAACAAAGUCACAUUAUUUCAAAGCCUUCAAUUCAGCCCAAGCCAUUAAUUCUGCCAGCAGUACCCAAGAGCCAAGCCAACUCUACCAUUCCAACCAAAGCAAUCAUCAUUCAGACACUCCCAACGCUCCUACCCUUGACAAAGCAGCAACCUGUUAUUCACAUUCAACCUGCACCUGCUAAAGGUCAACCUGUUGUGCUCUCUCAACCGACCAUGGUACAACUACAGGCACCUGGAAUUCUGCCUUCUGCUCAGCCAGUCAUUGCUGUCACUAGGGGAACCACUCAACUACCUAACCAUGUGGUGAAUGUGUUACCAACCCCUGUAGGGAAUAACCCAGUUACGGGCAAACUCUCCAUGACUAAACCUAUCCUACAGACUACCACAAGAGGUGUGGGCUCAGAUGUGACUGUCCUACGGAGACAACAGCGCAUGAUCAAAAAUCGAGAGUCAGCCUGUCAGUCUCGCAAGAAGAAGAAAGAAUAUAUGUUAGGUUUGGAGGCAAGAUUAAAAGCAGCCCUUUCAGAAAAUGAGAGACUUAAAAAAGAGAAUGGAUCCCUGAAGCGGCAGCUGGAUGAAGUAGUGUCAGAGAAUCAGAAGCUCAAAGUCCCCAGUCCAAAACGGAGAGCUGUGUGUGUGAUGGUGGUGCUGACAUUCAUAAUGCUGAACUAUGGCCCCAUAAGCAUGUUUGAGCGGGAUUCCAGCACUGUGACUUCUAAUAUGAACCCUGCACAUCAGAGUAGACAUCUUUUAGGAUUCUCAGCUACUGAGGGACAAGAUUCAGUUCCAGGAAAAGUUGAUGGGGCCAUCCAGAAAAACAAUUACAGAUAUGACCAUUCUGUCUCUGAUGACAAAGCUCUGAUGGUGGUGACUGAAGAGCCGCUGUUGUAUAUUCCUCCACCUCCUUGUCAGCCAAUAAUUAAUCGUACAGAGUCUCUCAGGUUGAAUCAUGAACUCAGAGGAUGGGUUCAUAGACAUGAAGUAGAGAGGACCAAGUCAAGAAGAAUGUCAAAUAGUCAGCAACAGAAAACACGUGUGCUACAGAAUUCUCUGGAACAUGGUUCUAAUUCCCAGCUCAUGGCUGUGCAGUAUACAGAAGCAACCAGCAUCAGGAAUUCAGGAAGUGAGCUGCAAGUUUAUUAUGCCUCACCUAGAAGUUAUCAAGACUUCUUUGAAGCUAUCCGAAGAAGGGGAGAUACCUUUUAUGUUGUGUCCUUUCGAAGGGAUCACCUGCUAUUACCAGCUACCACCCAUAACAAGACCACAAGACCAAAGAUGUCAAUAGUUUUGCCAGCAAUAAACAUAAAUGAGAAUGUAAUCAAUGGGCAGGAUUAUGAAGUGAUGAUGCAGAUUGACUGUGAAGUGAUGGACACCAGAAUCCUCCACAUCAAGAGUUCGGCUGUUCCUCCCUACCUCAGAGAUCAUCAGAGGAAUCAGACCAGCAGCUACUUUGGCUCUCCACCAGCUGCCCCAGAGGCGACGGCCCAUGUUGUCAGUGCGAUCACUGAGUCUGUGCAGUAGGCAGCUGAUGUGCCUGCUGCCACAGACCUCCACAGCCAGAUUGGUGAUGGGCCGCAUGUCAGACAAGCACAUCUUGCUGCUCUCUUUUUGGCAGGCAGUUUAGUAUUGCCCGGUGAUAUAAUUCAGUGUCUACCUAGGGGAAUGAUAGGUGAGGGAGCAAAGGAGGAACGCUUUUGUUUUCCAGCAGCCUUACUGUCACACAGGUGGUGCGAGGGCAGCCUGGCGAGAUAUUUCAGAGGCAAACUCAGUCCUUGGUUCCUCCAGUGCUACCCUUCAGAGCGCUUCUGUACUUCCUGGGUGUUCUUGCCAUUCGAUCCUCAUCUUGUGUUUAAAUAGAUAUCUCCUUCUUUCACAUCAGCUUCCUCUCCCCUCCCUCCCUGAGGCAUGUCCAGUGUGGCUACACUUGAUUUGGGGAAAUGUCGUCUUACUACACAUGAUGUAUGUAGCAAAGUGAUGUAACUGCCCCUUCUAGGGCUGGUAUUUAUCCAAAUGACGGGUCUCAAAACCUAGCAGCUGAAAGUACUCAGCUACUACUAAAUUGUAUUGAAAACACUCAAAACAAGCUUGCUUUUGAUCCAAGCUGAAGGUAAAGUGGAAGAGCCCUCGGUUGGUAACUUCUAACCUUAGUGGAAUCUGUUGUUCAUAUUUCAUAUCCACCUCUAAAAGUCUGAUGCUACACUUAAAAGCUGCCUGAUGUUGCACGGGUGGUAUGGUGGGGAACAGAAAACAUGCUGAUUUGAAAGAAUGAAAUUUCUUUUGUCUCACUAAUGAUUUGAAAAUGAGAGAACUACAGGAAAAUUUAAUGUGGAGAAUGGAGGAAGAAAUAGCUAAAGUAAUAAAAGUUUUUAAAGCUGUGAAAAUAUUUGGGGGCACUCUAAAAUAAAAACUUAGCUUUAAUAUAGCUUCAUUAAAUUAAUUCACAGGGA